Dracunculus medinensis (Guinea worm) is the source of this 612-nucleotide messenger RNA. NCBI's taxonomy places the organism in Eukaryota, Metazoa, Nematoda, Chromadorea, Rhabditida, Dracunculidae. The record is from the annotation of a GenBank genome assembly.
AUGGAAUCUUAUUUAACACCGAAUCAAAUUCCAACAUUAUUCAUAUCAGCUUUACCAUUAAGAAGUGAUGAAGUACCAUUAACGAGGAUUUUCUAUCCGGAUGCAAUACGAGAUGAUAAACAAAUAAAUCUUGCUGAAUUGCAACAGCGUUCAUGGUACUAUGUAUGUGUCGAAUGGGAAAAUUUCAAUCGACAUAAUGAAUCGACAGGCGCCGAUUGUCGUUUACUUCGAACAUUGGAUCGUUUUGGAAAAAUCGCCGACACAACGGUGACAAAUAUCGAAAUUGUUGAUAUCGGUGCGACUACUAUGCAAUUCAAAAUUCAUUCGCUUGUCGAUUUUCCUAUUAGAAAUCCAAAUAGGCUAACGAUAUCUCUGAGAGGAGGGCCAGGACCGAUUGUUGCUUCUCAAAUUUUUUAUUAUCGGCAAUCAGCUGAUCUCGAAGUUCUUUUCUCAUUUUUAAAACAAGACACGGAUUAUGGCCAAUUGUGUUUGCUAGAAGAGCCACUUGUCAGCGGUUAUACAGCGAUGGGUCGGCUCAUUCCAAGCAAAAAUAUCGAAAAAUGUUAUUUCGGUAUGUAUAUCAAAUUCUUUUUUUAUUUUUCUGUUUUUUAA